Paecilomyces variotii is the source of this 867-nucleotide messenger RNA. RefSeq names its product rhodanese-related sulfurtransferase. Bases 1 to 867 code for a protein of 288 amino acids. Gene Ontology annotation, molecular function: thiosulfate-cyanide sulfurtransferase activity. The record is from RefSeq and is a predicted model, not a curated record. The transcript has 2 exons. Gene Ontology annotation, biological process: transsulfuration. Lineage: Eukaryota; Fungi; Ascomycota; Eurotiomycetes; Eurotiales; Thermoascaceae. Gene Ontology annotation, cellular component: mitochondrion.
AUGGUUAGCAGUCCCUUUGCUUCAACACUGGUAACGCCGGACGAGUUCCACAAUGCGUCUGGAGCUUCAUCUAGUCGGAUUAUCCCCGUGGCUGCGGGCCGGGCCUCACUACGUUCAUCAUACGAGAAACAACACAUCCCAGGAUCUGUUUUCUUCGACAUGGAUAUGGUAGCAGACACGACGUCACCCUAUCCACAAAUGCUCCCCACAGCAUCCCACUUCGCUGCCUGCAUGGGACAACUGGGUAUCCAGCCGGAUGAUGUUCUGGUUGUCUAUGAUGCAUUCGAUGUCGGCAUGUACAGCGCACCUCGUGUGGCGUGGACUUGUCGUCUCUUUGGACAUAAAUCAGUGCAUGUCCUGAACAAUUUCCGCCUCUACGUGGAACAGGGAUAUCCUGUUGCUGAUGGGGAAAUGGCCCAUCUCCCACGGGUAGAUUAUCCCAUUUGUGAACCGGAUCCGAAGCAAACAAUUUCCUUCGACGAUCUCAGGCAACUUAUUCUGCAAGGAUCAGGAGAAUAUCAGAUCAUCGAUGCCAGAAUCCCAGGACGAUUCUCAGGUGUGCAAGAAGAAGCGGACCCCUCUCUGAGAUCGGGCCACAUGCCUUCUGCUAUUAAUAUUCCAUUGGCAGCAAUACUAGACACAGAUACUAAGGCCUUUUUACCGUUGGAUAGGUUAAAGACGCUAUUUGAGGAGGCUGGAGUGCAGAAGAGGUCGCAGGUAAUACUGACAUGCAAUUCAGGCGUUACUGCUGCAGCACUGGAUCUCGCCUUGGAGGAGAUAGGGUUUGGUUUGCACAGGAGACUCUAUGAUGGAAGUUGGAUGGAGUGGACUCGGAGAGCGGACAAUGCUCUUGUGGUGAAAGACUAA